Molecule: messenger RNA, 4506 nt
Organism: Podarcis muralis (Common wall lizard)
Lineage: Eukaryota; Metazoa; Chordata; Lepidosauria; Squamata; Lacertidae
Gene: KLHL18
Product: kelch like family member 18
Molecular function (GO): protein binding
Source: RefSeq, a predicted model, not a curated record
UUCUCUGUGUCUCCCCCCCUCCCCGUCCCUCGUCGGGCUGAGGCGAAGAAAGGGGCCAGCCUCGUCCGGGUUACGGUGGCCGGGCGGGGCCAGGCGGCGCCCGAAGCGAAAGCGAGGAGAAGGAGGGCUGGCUGCCUCUCUCCCUCCCUCCCUCCUCCGCCUCUGCGCGCGCGGCGGGCGCCGGUCCCGGCCGGACCCGGGGCUUGGCAGGCAGGCAGGCGGGCAGGCAAGAUGCUGGAAGCGGCCGGGCCGGACCCGGAGCUGGACCCGGAGGACCUGGUGCACUUCUCGGUGGGGGACCUGCCCAGCCGGGGCUACGGGGUGAUGGGCGAGAUCCGGAGGCAGGGGAAGCUCUGCGACGUCACCCUCAAGGUCGGGGACCACAAAUUCAGCGCCCACCGGAUUGUCUUGGCGGCCUCCAUCCCUUACUUCCACGCCAUGUUUACAAACGACAUGAUGGAGUGCAAGCAAGAUGAAAUUGUCAUGCAGGGCAUGGAUCCAAGCGCACUGGAAGCUCUGAUCAACUUCGCCUACAACGGGCACUUGGCAAUCGACCAGCAGAACGUCCAGUCCUUGCUGAUGGGGGCAAGUUUCCUGCAACUGCAAAACAUCAAGGAUGCCUGCUGCUCAUUCCUCAGAGAGAGGCUUCACCCAAAAAACUGCCUGGGCGUGCGCCAGUUUGCCGAAACUAUGAUGUGUGCCGUACUCUACGAUGCUGCCAACAGCUUCAUCCACCAGCACUUUGUGGAGGUUUCUGUGUGCGAAGAGUUCCUGGCCUUGCCCUUGGAAGACGUCCUGGAGCUGGUCUCGAGGGAUGAGCUCAACGUUAAGUUAGAGGAGCAGGUCUUUGAAGCCGCUCUGGCCUGGGUGAGGUACGACCGCGAGCAUCGAGAGCCCUUCUUGCCGGAGCUCCUCUCCAAAAUCCGCCUGCCUCUUUGCCGACCCCAGUUCCUUGCGGACCGCGUCCAGCAGGACGACCUCGUCCGCUGUUGCCACAAGUGCAGGGACCUCGUGGAUGAAGCAAAGGAUUACCACCUCAUGCCAGAGCGACGGCCGCACCUCCCGUCUUUCAAAACCCGCCCCCGUUGCUGCACCUCCAUCGCAGGCCUGAUCUAUGCCGUGGGAGGCCUCAACUCAGCAGCAAAUUUCUAUGCAGGCGACUCCCUGAACGUGGUGGAAGUCUUCGACCCCAUUGCCAACCACUGGGAGAAGUGCCAGCCAAUGACGACGGCCCGCAGCCGGGUGGGCGUCGCCGUGCUGAAUGGUCUCUUGUACGCCAUUGGUGGAUACGACGGGCAGCUGAGGCUGAGCACCGUGGAAGUUUACAACCCAGAGACAGAUUCCUGGUCCAAAGUGGGAAGCAUGAACAGCAAACGAAGUGCCAUGGGGACAGUCGUGCUGGAUGGGCAGAUCUACGUCUGUGGUGGAUACGACGGCACCUCCUCCCUCAACUCCGUGGAGGCCUAUUCACCUGAGACAGACAAGUGGAUGGUGGUCACCCCGAUGAGUUCGAACCGCAGUGCAGCUGGCGUUACCGUAUUCGAAGGCAGGAUAUUUGUAUCUGGCGGGCAUGACGGACUGCAGAUCUUCAACAGCGUGGAAUACUACAACCACCACAUGGCUUCCUGGCACAACGUCUCCAGCAUGCUCAACAAGCGCUGCCGUCACGGCGCCGCCUCCCUGGGCAGCAAGAUGUUCGUCUGCGGCGGCUACGACGGCUCCGGCUUCCUCAGCAUCGCCGAAGUCUACAACUCCAUGGCGGACCAGUGGUACCUGAUCGUCUCCAUGAACACCCGGCGCAGCCGCGUCUCCCUGGUGGCGAACUGUGGCCGCCUCUACGCCGUGGGAGGCUACGACGGACAGUCCAACCUGAGCUCCGUAGAAAUGUACGACCCGGAAACCAACCGCUGGACGUUCAUGGCCCCCAUGGUGUGCCACGAGGGAGGGGUUGGGGUGGGCUGCAUACCGCUCUUGACUAUCUGAGCGGAGGGCGGGAGGUGGCACGAGCCUGCGGCGCCCGAAAGCCAGGACUUCCGGAGCCGGGAGUCUGCAGGGGUGAUCUGCAGAGAGACUCGACUUCUACCGGGCGAGGGACAUCAUUUCCAGGUGCUUGGGCCAUCAUCGUUUGGGAAGCGCACAAACAGCCCCAUGGAUCAGGGCCACAGGGCCGUUGAGCGAGGUCCCGCAGUGUCACGAGAGUUUGGAGAUUUCAGGCCGUGUGAAUGAAGCCUCACCCGCCUCUUCCUCCUGGACUCUGCCAAGCUCCUUCCGUGCCUCCGCUGAUGCUGCCUUGGUCCCCUUGUGAUUGUGUCGUGGGUGUAAGUCUGCUUAGGUCAGGUGGGCUUUUCCUAGGAGUAAUCAGAUGCUUCUGUCGUCGUGCCCCUUGAAAGCUGGAAAGGGAGCUCCCUUCUCUUCCAGGGCGAGGACAGUACGUUGGCCAGGAUAACACCCACCGUCUUUUAUUUCGUGGUCAACACAGAGGUGCAAUUAUCCCCUCUCCCCAAGGAAAAAUGAAGUCAUUUCCUGCAGAGAAACACAGUUCAGGAAGGGUCUGCCCCUUCCUACACCUGGCCACUAGGUGGCGCAGAUGCACAUGCAAAGCUCUGUUUGAUGGUUUUGUCUCCGUUUGCUCCAAAGGCAAGGAUAGUUCCCCUCUUGCGUUCUAGCUGCGUGCAGAAAGCAAGAAAAGGCUCUCGUGUCUUCAGAAACAAAAAGAUAGGGCCACGGGGCAAGGAAGGCUUUGCAGCCUUUUGCCACUGACCCACAGCCCAGGAGAAUGCCAUUACAGGCUCUGCAGAGCUUUUGGGAUGAGGCUUUCAUCCCUGAAGUUCCUGGAGAGUUGCACUUUUGCAUGCCAGAGCCUGUUGGCCGUGGGAACCAUUCAGAGGCAAAGCGUUCAGAGGGAGCGUGUAGCGUAAGGGGCCCCAAUCCUGUCUCUGAAGAACUCCGAAACAGCAGAUCAGGCUGCGUGUUGUCCGAACAGCAGUAGUUGGCUUGGCAUCGUCAACACAUCCAUACAAUUUCCUGGAAACUAGAUGUUUCGGCUGAGCACCGUCAUGCCCACAAAGUUGUUCCUGUGCCGCUUGCAGUGACCGUUCACAUCAAAUCAAAAUUCUCAUCCCCAGAUCUGAGGUUUUUCUUUAGACAGGAAAUGCUCUUCCACUUAGGGCUAUCUUUGGAGACACACAAGCCUUAAGCAAAAAAGAGUAUCUGAUUUCUGAUGGGGAGGAACUGGGACCACGUCCUUUUGUUCUUGGGGUUUUGAGCUCUCAGAUGGUGGCAGCUUGUGCCCUGCAGGCUGUCGGGUGUCUGUUUUGAUAGCUGUUGUAGGACAUCCAUUGUCUUGCUCUGGAGAGUGAGAAAUAGCAGCUUCUAAGAGUAAACGGGAGGUUUACAGAUUUAUGAGCGAGGGCCAAAAAGGCCAGGGAGAAACCUGUGAGUUAGGAUGAGUAUACAUACCCAAUUCUUACGGGGGCAGCAUUUCCUCAUGGUGGUCCUUCCUCAUCCCACCCCCACCCCCCUUAAAAUUAUCAGCUGUUUAUCAGCACAGGGGCUACUUGGUUUUCAGACCAACACCUUCCUUACUCAAAAUCUAGCUUCUACUCUGUCCUCCACCUAUGCUAAGCACUAUCAGGUUGCCAAAUUUCAAGCUGGAAAAAGCUGCGUGUCUUCCCUCUCUCUCUUUCCACCUUUCAAGGAACUGGUAGCAUCAAAGCCAAAUCGAGGUACUGUCGAAUGUGUGUGUGUGUGUGUGUGUGUGUGUGUGUGUGUGUGUGUGUGUUUUCAAAACCACUGUAGUUUAACACAGUGGCAACGAGUCAGCUCUGCUGUUUCCCCUCCAUCAUUCUUCUGUCUGAACAUUACACCGCUCCAGUUUUGCACAAAGAUCGAAAGGCCAGUUGGGUCCUCUGAACCCCCCCUUCCCCCCUUAAGUUAAAUGGGCUGUGCCCCUAUACGUAGGUAGCUUUUAAAUACCUGUUAGAGCUGCUUCCAUUUUAAAACGACUCCUGCCACCUACAUUCCCGUUGGGGCAAGAGAGAUUCCGACACCCGACAUCUUGAAAUGAGACGUUUUCACACAAGUUGCUCAGAGGAACUUAACUCAGUUGCAAGACUUGCGAGCUGAAAAUUGCAGAGGGAGCGAGUGUUGAAUUAACGUACGCUGGAUGCGCUUGGGAUUUCCGUAGCCUGUGAUUUUGUGCAUGCCCUUCAUCCAUGAACAGUAUUGUGAAUUUCCAUAACUGCCAGGAGAAAACCGAUUUCGGGCAAGAAACUCGAAACGACGACGAGAGUCCUGGAUCGAGAAGGGGCUUCUGAGCAUCCCGGCGAGCCUUUCCGUAUAAACGUAACAAGGCCAUCCACUUGUGUCAAUGUGAAAUCAUGUACUUUAAAAAAAAAGUGUUGUCCGUUCUUGUGGUGGUUGGUGAAAUCCGAGGCAGAGUGAAGGUUAGGUGACGAUACCUCCACUCUCCCUAGCCCAAAUAUAUUUAACUUGAAAGAAACUUUA